AUGGCCGUCCCUAAUCGCCGUCCCAACUUCGCUCGACGGCUUCUCCACGCCGCCUUCGACCGCGAAGAACAAGGCCUGCCUCCAAUCCCACAAGGACAAUCUCACCACACCAACCCACCCUAUGACAUCCCCAUCCCGAACGGCAGCGCGAGCACCAUGCCAACUCCCACUCCUCCAUCCAACAUUUCAACACACGGCCCCAUGCCACCACUCCACCCACCCGCAAACAAACCCCCUCUCACCAUCUCCACGACACAAGCCAGCUCCCUCAUUCCACCCCAAGACAAGCUCCUUGUCUUCCGUGCCCUCACCGGCAUCGACAGCAUCCCUGCCCUCAACACCCUCCACCACUUCAGCCGCACCGCCCCCAACAUCGGCAUCUACACGCGCGUCGUCGAGGCCGAAAAAUCUGCUGCCACGCGCUACCGCUUCUUCAGCAUCCUCAUCAAUGUCUGUCUGGGAAUCCAGAUCGUUGUGGCCGCCGCCCUGACGGCCCUCGGCGCCGCUAGUGGUCCUCACUCCGCCGUGACGGCCUUUGGCGCCAUCAACACCAUCAUGGCCGGCGUGCUGACUUACCUGAAGGGCUCGGGGCUUCCGGAUCGAUUGAAACACUAUCAGAAUGAGUGGCGGAAUAUUCGCGAGUAUAUUGAGCAGCGCGAGCGCGAGCUGUGUCUGGCUGGUUGUUCGUUGGAUAUCCAGGAUGAGAUCCAGUUCAUCGAGUAUAUGUAUGAGGGCGUGAAGAGGGAGAUUGAAGCUACAAAGAGUGGAGAAAAUCGAUCGAAUGCGAGAGAGGGACUGAAUCGCCGGGCGUUUCUGCCGAGACAGGGUCAAUCACAGCAACAACCUCCCCAGGGAGAGGGACACAAUUACGGCUACGGCUACGGCCACCAGGGACAACAGCCGCAGGCGUACCCACAACAAUACCCACAGGCACCAGCCCAGGGUCAGACACAGGCUUACCCGCAUGACCCUCGGAUGUCAAGUCCGGUACGGAGUCCGGAGCCUGUUAUGUUGGAGAAGACUCAUUAG
Molecule: messenger RNA, 1029 nt
Organism: Aspergillus welwitschiae
Lineage: Eukaryota; Fungi; Ascomycota; Eurotiomycetes; Eurotiales; Aspergillaceae
Exons: 1
Coding region: 1-1029 (342 amino acids)
Source: RefSeq, a predicted model, not a curated record